This is a messenger RNA of Lodderomyces pseudojiufengensis, 2004 nucleotides long. RefSeq lists its product as uncharacterized. The coding region runs from base 1 to 2004 and encodes 667 amino acids. The transcript has a single exon. The record is from RefSeq and is a predicted model, not a curated record. Lineage: Eukaryota; Fungi; Ascomycota; Pichiomycetes; Serinales; Debaryomycetaceae. Gene Ontology annotation, molecular function: phosphatidylinositol binding.
AUGUCAAAUUCAACGACAUCGUCAUCAACUAGUUCAAACAAUUCUCAAUCUAAAACAAAUAAUAAGAAAAAGAAUAAGAAAAAUUCAAAAACUUCGACUAAUAAGAAUCAAGUUUCAACUCCACAACCAAUCAAUACUGCAUCAUACGAAGAUGAAGAAGAUAAUAAUCCAUUUCUGCAUCAUGAAGGACUAACUAGUUUUGUCAAUGGCGAAUCAAAUUUGAAUGAUGUUGAUGAAUCAAUGUUAUUAUAUAAAAGAGAUAACAACAAUAAACAAGACAAUAAUACUUCAAAUGGACAACACGAAAAACCACAAAUGAAUAAAAAUGAAUCAUUUAAUCAAGUUACAAUGAAUUUUGAAAGUAGAGUUACUAAAAUGUUACAACCAAAAGUUAAAGUUAAAAUUCAAAUAACUGAGGCGGGGAAUUCAAAUGAAGGAAUGAAUAAUUCACUGAAGAAAUAUAUUGUUUAUACCAUUAAGCUAAUAAAUUUAGAUUCCAAAAAUGAUGAAAUUUUAACAAGAAGGAGGUAUAGUGAUUUUGAAAGUUUAAGAGAUCUUUUAACUAAAAUUUUCCCAUUAAUUAUUAUACCACCAAUUCCACCUAAAAAUUAUUUUGAUUUUUCAGUAUUUAAUGGAUUAACAGGAAAUAAUGGAUUUGGAGGAGUACAUUCAAAUAAUUCAGAUAGUAAUGGUUCAUCACCUCCUUCUGCAGCUGUAAUAAUACCUCAUAAUUCAUCAACUACAACAUCAUCAUCAUCAAAUAAAAAACAAUUAAUAGAACAUAGAAAAAGACUAUUAACUAAUUUUUUAAAUAAUUGUCUUGAAAUAAAACAAAUACGAAGUCUUGAAUUUUUUGCAAAAUUUUUAGAUCCAAAUGCAAAUUGGUCAGAUGAAAUUUCAUUAAUUCAAAAUCAAUUACCAAAAUCUAUUUAUUUACUGAAUCCUGAAAAUGGUUUAAAAACUGAUCCAAUUUAUUUAAAUUUACCUAAUCCUUCAACCAAAAAGACAAUGAGUUUUUUUAAAGACAAUAAGAAACGAAUUACUAAAAAGACAAAUCAAUUAAUUACCAAUAAUCCUGAACAAUCAGAAUCAGAUACUUUAAAACAAAAACAAAAUGAAAAAAUUAUUGAUACAUCAGGAUUAGAUGAUGUAAAUAAAAAAAUAAUGUCAAAUUUCAUUGGACUUUCAAAUGAUUAUGCAGAAUUAGGAAGUGUUUUUAAUUCAUUUUCAUUAAUGUUUUCUGAAACUUUAAUGCUGAGAAGUGAUGAUAUAAAAUUAAAAUCAAGUGAAAAUGAUGAUGAAUUAAAUUAUUUAUUAGAUAAAAUUGGUCAAUGUUUUGAUCGAUCUUAUAUAACAAUAAAUCUGUUAAUUGGAGAUUUAGAAACAAAAGUUUCUGAACCUUUAGGUGAAGCAGUACAAUAUACUCAAAUAUUACAUUAUGUAACAAAAUAUCAAUCAAAAAAAUUAAAACAAAAACAAAUGUUAAUAAAUGAAUUAAAAUCAAAAAGAAAAGAAUUAGAUGAAUUAAUACGAGUAGAAGAAGAUGCAGGAAAAGUAGAGAAUGCAAUAAAAAAUCAACAUAAUGGUAAAUCAAAAAAAUAUGAUUUAAAACCAGAACAAUCAUCACCACCAAAAAGCACCGAGUUAUCAAAUCCAUCAUCAUCAUCAUCAACAACAUCAUCAAGUAAAUUUAAAUUACCAAGUUUUAAAAAAAUAACACAAUAUGUAACAGAAAUAAUGGAUCAAAAUCCUCAACAAACAAGAAAACAAAAAAUUCAAGAUUUAAUUUCUAAAAUUUCAAUAUUUGAAAAAUGUCAAGAUAUAAUGUUAGCAGAUUUAUCUUAUAUAUUUGAUGAAAUUGAUAAAAAUUUAAAAGAAUUUCAUUCAAAACAAUUAAAAUUAAUUUUAGAAAUUUUAAUUUAUUAUAAUAAAUUUAUGAUUGAAUGGGCUAAAAAAAAUGUUGAUUUAUGGGAAUCAAUUAGGGAGGAGAUAAGUACUCUGUAA